AUAAAAUUCCAACAGAUAGUACAAAAUUAGAGCACAAAUAUUUAGGGGACUUUCUGACAAAUUUCCAAAUCCACUACCAUCAUUCUUGUUGAUUUUAUUCUCUGCAAAUCUCAAUUAUUCUUCUCCUUUGCUUCGUUUUUUGAGUUGGAUUUUCUUCAUUUUCCAUAAAAGAUUACUCUUUUGGAUAGUUUUUUGGCUUAAUAAUCAGAGACUCAAUCUGUAAGUUCUAUUUGUGGUCAGCUUCAUGGAUUCUCCACAGUCUGUUGUGUCACCAUUUAAGGGUUCCUCCGUUUUCGCGGACUCUGAGAAGCAAAGCAAUGAGUUUUUCAGCAAGAACCCUUCUGGCCUAUCCCGGGGAAUUUCUGCUCAUAGAGAGGAGGCCGAAGUCUGCAACAUGGAGGACUUCAUUGGUGUUCUCGACGUGUACGUACAUCAGGCUAGAGAUAUCCACAACAUCUGCAUUUACCAUAAACAAGAUGUUUAUGCAAAACUUUGCCUUACAAGUGAUCCUGAAAGUUCAGUCUCCACUCAAACCAUUAAUGGCGGUGGGAAAAGUCCAGUCUUCAAUGAAAAUCUAAGGCUCAAUGUUCGUACGAUAAAAUGUUCUGUUAAAUGUGAGAUAUGGAUGAUGAGCAGGGUGAGGAAUUAUUUGGAAGACCAAUUGUUGGGAUUUGCACUAGUCCCCCUAUCUGAAAUCUUCUUGAAAAAUGGAAAGCUAGAAAAAGAGUUCUCUCUUUCGUCGACUGAUCUCUUUCACUCCCCAGCAGGAUUUGUGCACUUGUCCCUUUCCUACAAUGGAACUUCACCUGAAGUUAUUGAAAUUCCUGCAUUUCCCAUAUCAGAAACUGAUGCAUCUCGGACAGACAGCGAAGCACGUGAGUCCCUUCCAAAUGAGUUUGACAAAAUUGAGUUCCCAGAUCCUAAGAUUGUAAAUGAGAAUAAUCUUAUGGUCUCCGAGUACUUCAAUAUGCCAGGCAGUAAUCCAGAUUCUCAAUGCUCGGAUAGCUUGGUCUCUUCUGAUACAGAAAACCAGCUCAGCCCAGAAGUUGAUGUCCAUAUGGAAAAUGUUCCAAGUGAGGUUGCUAAUUUCCACGAAUAUCCAAAGCGUGAUUCGCCUCCUAGCAGCAUAUCAACCAUCGACUCUCCAACAGCUUUGCAUCCCGCAAGCUCUCAGUCCUCCGAGACCCAAGGAGCUUCCAAGUCUCCAGGGGAAGAAUAUGCGUCAGCCUCUAAAGAAUGUCCCACAGGUAAAAAUAAUGUUGGAAAUUCUGAGAGCAACAUAUCGGAAAGCAAGCCCCCCAGUGCAUUUCCAAAGCCAGUGGUCAUUGAGCCAGAGCAAAAGGUUGUGCAACAGGAUAUUGUGGAUAUGUACAUGAAAAGUAUGCAGCAAUUUACUGAGUCAUUGGCAAAGAUGAAGCUUCCACUGGACAUUGAAAAUGGGACAACCAGUUCUGAGAAUUCAAGUUCAGAUCAGACAUCGCAAACACCCAAAAGCACUAGCUCACGGGUGUUCUAUGGCAGCAGAGCUUUCUUCUAAGCUUUUGUGAAUGGUUCUCGAAUGACCUAUAGCGCGAUUAGGAGCAAGUCUAAAAGGAUAAGUGAACACUAAGGAUUUUAUGAAUGUGGUAUUUAUCCAUUUUAUCUUGUGAAUGCUUAAAAUGCUCUGAACUAAUCAACUUUU
Solanum stenotomum is the source of this 1681-nucleotide messenger RNA. RefSeq lists its product as uncharacterized. The transcript has 2 exons. Lineage: Eukaryota; Viridiplantae; Streptophyta; Magnoliopsida; Solanales; Solanaceae. The record is from RefSeq and is a predicted model, not a curated record. The coding region runs from base 245 to 1537 and encodes 430 amino acids.